UCCAUUCUGUGGGGUUUCUUGCGUCUAAGGGAGGAGUAUGUGGGUAUAUUCGUUUUUUUUUUCGUUCUUUGCUGUACUUUUGACAUUGGAGGGCAAUAAGCAUUAAUCACAGACUGAAACGGGAAUAUAGGGAAUAAUCAUCUCGGAAGCUGCUGGUAUAGAAAGUUGUACCGUCAAGACACCAUGGCCCGCCGUGUAGCAGUGAUUGGGGCAGGAAGCUCUGGGCUGGCCUGUAUCAAGUGCUGCCUGGAUGAGGGGCUGGAGCCAGUGUGCUUCGAGAGCAGCGAUGACAUCGGCGGUCUCUGGAGGUAUAAGGAGGAGCCAGAGCCUGACAGGGCUAGCAUCUACCAUUCCGUCAUCAUCAACACCUCCAAAGAGAUGAUGUGUUUCAGCGACUUUCCCAUCCCGGCUCACUUCCCCAACUACAUGCACAACACCCUGAUCAUGGACUACUUCCGCAUGUAUGCAGAGCACUUCCAGCUCAUGCACCACAUCCGCUUCAAGACCGCUGUCUGCAGUGUGAAGCAGAGGCCUGACUUUUCUCGAUCAGGGCAGUGGGAGGUGGUGACCGAGAACAGGAACGGUAACAAGGAGAAGCAUAUCUUUGAUGCUGUGAUGAUCUGUGUAGGACACCAUGUUCACCCCCAUAUCCCCCUGAAAGACUUUCCAGGAAUCGAAACAUUCCAGGGGAAGUACUUCCACAGCCGUGACUACAAAACCCCAGAAGAGUGGCGAGGGAAGAGAGUGGUGGUGAUAGGGAUUGGGAACUCUGGAGGAGAUAUCGCUGUGGAGCUGAGUAGAGUCACCAAGCAGCUGUUCCUCAGUACGCGACGGGGUACAUGGAUCCUGAAUCGUGUUGGAGAUAAUGGAAUCCCACUAGAUCUGCAUUUCAACAGGAUAACAAACUUCUUGCAGUCCAUCUUACCCUUUGGCCUUUUUUGCAGUAUAGGAGAGAGCAGACUAAACCAGCGGUUCAACCAUAGUCUGUACUCUCUGCAGCCCAAACACAGGCUGUUCAGCCAGCAUCCCACGGUGAACGAUGAGUUGCCCAAUCGCAUCCUGUCUGGCACGGUGUUGGUGAAGCCCAAUAUAUCCAAAUUCCAGGGCUCUAGCGUGGUGUUUGAGGAUGGCACGGUGGAAGAGGAUAUUGAUCUGGUGGUCUUUGCCACUGGUUACCGCUUCUCUUUUCCUUUCCUUUCCUCCUCUGUGCUCGAUGUCGCAGAGAACAAGGCCUCCCUUUACAAGUACGUCUAUCCUGCUGGCCUGGAGCGCCCCACUCUGGCCAUCAUUGGUCUGGUGCAGCCGUUGGGAGCCAUCAUGCCCGUCUCAGAGAUGCAAGCACGCUGGGCCACACGUGUCUUUAAAGGAUUGAGUAAGCUGCCUCCCAUGGAUGCCAUGCAGAGGGACAUUAAAAUAACAGCAGAAAAGAUGGCCAAGAGGUACGUAACCUCUCAGAGGCACACCAUCCAGGUGGACUACGUCACUUACAUGGACGACCUGGCGCGGCAGCUCGGAGUGCGGCCCAACUUCUUGGGGCUGUUGCUGCGGGACCCUCGCCUGUGUCUGAAUGUGCUGGUGGGCCCCUGCACCCCGUACCAGUACCGGCUGUGCGGGCCAGGAAAGUGGGCGGGGGCUCGCCAGGCCAUCCUCACACAGUGGGAGCGGGUUUCCCAGCCAAUGAAGACGCGUUCUGUACCAGAGCCCCACCGUUCAUCCCUGCCUCUGUUUCUUACUCUGUCUGGCGUCACCCUGCUGCUCGCAGUCUUCUAUAUCCGAAAUAACCCCCCUGACUUCUUACAAGACCCUGCAGCCCUCCUGGACAGCUGGAGGAUGUACUUUCCAUUCCAGUGAUUGUAGGUGCAUGUACUGAGCUGGUUGCAGACAAGCUGCCUGGUAGUGUAAUUACCUACAUAUUCUUUUCUGAUUACUGCCCAUCAUCGAAUGAGCCUUUGACAAAUCUUAGCGCAAAGUUCUGAAAUGUCACAUUUGUUUUUCAAAAACAUACAAAACUGGCUGCAUCUAAUACUAAUUAGCUAAUGCUGAUGCUUCUCUAUAAGCAUUAAGAGAAGGCAAAUAUCUGUAUAAUUUCUAACAGUUAAACUGGAUGAUCAAUUAAAUGUGGCACGGUUAAGAGCAGCGGCAGCUAGUACCACAUGAUGCAGUGUGGUUAAAGAAAGGAGUGAAAGAGGCCAAAGAAGACUGUAGGAAUCCAACUGUUGUACAAUACACUGGAGUACAGUGGGGUUGGUGGCAGCUCAACAGAUGUGAGAACAUUUUGUCAAAUAUUGUUCAGAUUCUGCUUGCCUAGAAUACCUGGAGACAUCUUAUUUCAUGCCCUUUGCUGCACAGGCUAUGCUGACAAAUGCCAGGCUUGCCAAAUAUUUAGAACUGGGAGUAGAUUUCAAACAGAUUUUGAACAUUUAUGUUGCUUAAUUAUCAACUUUCCCUGUGGUCUCAGGUCUGAAUUUUUUUAAACCAGUACCUCUAUGUAGUUAAUGACAGACAUUUUAAAUCAGCAAUUUUAUCCUUCUUUGUAGGAAUCAAGAAAUAAAUAAAGGGUGCCACCUAAUGGUUACUCCCAUGCACUUUUUACAGUAGCAUGAUUGAUUGGCAUGUAUCAAAUGAGGAGUGUACUUCCUACACAUUUUGGGCCUAGCAAACUGACAGCACCUAACCCUGCAGCAUUUUCUGCUUUUUAUGGUCCUCUGCAGUUAAAAAGAUAAUGGGAACCAUGCACUUCAGUUGGUUUUCCUGUAUGAGAAUUAUUAGUUCCCACUCCUGGAACUUGUAGUCUUGCACAAACCUAGCUCUAAACAAAAUGAAGAUAUGAUUUUGAUUUUGUGAGUGCUUGAGCCAUGUUAGCAUUCAUUGUGUCUUAAGCUGAAUGACAAUAUCUCAUUCCUCUAAUGACUUUGUUUCUCUAAAUGCAAAUGUGUAUUCAGCCUAUUAAAGUCUAGAUAUCAAAUGUAUGGUAUACUUUUCAGCAGUUUCAUUUGCAUGGGUCCACAUAGACCAUUUCAGCGUGAUGAUUCAUAGAACCAGCCAUUUUUUUUCUGCUGUGCUUCUGCCUCGUUGAACUGAAAUGGCAGAAACAAACCGUGAUUAUGAAUAGCAGCCUUUGCCUAGCAUAGUUAACAUUGUUAACAUUGUUAACACUGCUAACACUGCCAACCAGUUAUCACUGUCUAUAAAGCAUCUUAAAAUUUUGAGAUUUUAACUUCCUGUCUAAAACGUCUAAGUGGAAGGUGUGACACAUGUCAUUUGUAAUUCUGAAAUCACUAUCAGUGUUGCCACAAUCAGCAUAUCAGGAAUACUUACAUGCAACCAGAGGCUAAUAUUAGCAAUAUACUAUAACAAAAUCUCUAAUUCAACCCUUCUGAAAAGUAACAAGAAUGGCACCCCCAUACUUCCAGUCUAUUAUCAAACCCUACAAUCCUGAUAAAACCGUUCAGCUCUGCUGCCUCUGGUUGUCUACUUGCUCCUUCAUGGAAGGGUCAGCCAUCUCAACAUCUCUUCUCUAGCCUGGCCCCCCAAGUGUUGGAAUGAGCUCCUCACAAUAUUCAGUAUAGCGGGCUCACUGUCAAAUCUGGCAUACUCUUCUCACAGCAAAAGCCACACUUUAUGGUGAUACAAGCUUGUCAUAAUGUCAAGCUGGAAAUAGCAGUAGCAGUGUAUGGUUGUGCACCUUAUUAUGGCACGUAUU
Megalops cyprinoides (Indo-Pacific tarpon) is the source of this 3703-nucleotide messenger RNA. Its product is annotated as flavin-containing monooxygenase 5-like. The record is from RefSeq and is a predicted model, not a curated record. The transcript has 9 exons. Lineage: Eukaryota; Metazoa; Chordata; Actinopteri; Elopiformes; Megalopidae. Bases 184 to 1851 code for a protein of 555 amino acids. Gene Ontology annotation, molecular function: NADP binding; flavin adenine dinucleotide binding; N,N-dimethylaniline monooxygenase activity.